UACUUCACAGACUCCAACUCGUCUACUGCACUUUUUUUGUUUGUUUUUCUCUCAGUCCCUUCUUCUUGAACUUCCGAACCCCUCUCUCUCUCUCUCUCUCUCUCUCUCUCUUAGUGGGUUUCCAAUCUCAGAUGUAGAAAAACAGCAGAUCAGCACGUUUCCUCGCGGUAAAAUACCAUCACUGUUCUCUCUUUCUACGUGUUGGGUCGUUAGGCAAUUAAUUGCGAGGAAAGUGAGAAUCCGGAUUGAUUUGGCGAUGGCAAGAAAAGGGAUGUUUCUUGAUUCCAUGUUUAGUUUAGAAUCGUAUUAAAGCUCUGAUUUUUUCCUUCUCGGGUUUGACUCUGAAGCUGAGCUGAUUUUAAGAGCGGUCCUUUCUUGGUAAUUAACAUGUCCCUUUUCUGGAGAAGCGAAUUGAGAUAUGAACAAAGAACUGCCACCGGAGCCUCUUGAUUUCUUCAUUUGGACUGUUGAGGAUGUCGGUUCGUGGUUGGAAGAGAUAAAUUUGGGUGGCUAUCGUCAAGUUUUUAAGGAAAAUGGUGUCAACGGAGAAUAUCUUGAGAGCAUGUCUAUGUUCACGACUGAGCAGAUCCUCCGCUUUAUUAGGCGGUGCCACAUGAAAUGGGGAGACUUCAUCACAUUAUGUAAAGAGCUUCGUCGCAUUAAGGUGGCAUGUCUAAAAGGAGAGCAGAAGGUGCGCCGGCCAUGGUGGGCUCCUUCUUGCCUUUCAGUUUUCUUUGUCAGGGUGGCGAAACGGAACAGGCAGUCUCGGGUUGUUUCACUUAAGCUUGAACCGUGAUGCAAGAUCAUCUGGCUACUAAAUACGUACCUUUUUGUAUUUAUCUUUUCCCUUUCCUCAGAUAAGGUUCAAACAAGUAGGGAUUGAGUAUUUUCUUUCUUAAGGUUGUAUGUAUCAUAUCAAGCUGUUAAGUUUUUUUGCCUUCAGUUCUUCCUCCAUGAGCUGUCCCCUAGGUAGAGUCUGUUUUAUCCGUUUUCUUGCUGUCGGUCCUGUAAUUGUGUCACUCAAGUUUGUGAU
Messenger RNA from Rhodamnia argentea, 1033 nucleotides. RefSeq lists its product as uncharacterized. NCBI's taxonomy places the organism in Eukaryota, Viridiplantae, Streptophyta, Magnoliopsida, Myrtales, Myrtaceae. The transcript is spliced from 4 exons. Bases 419 to 796 code for a protein of 125 amino acids. Gene Ontology annotation, molecular function: protein binding. The record is from RefSeq and is a predicted model, not a curated record.